GCCCCAUCUGUACUACUCUCCUAUCUCUUCCCCUUCUGACCGAGCUCGCCAAGGAGGAGGCCAAGCUCGCGGGCGUUGUGGCCGGCAGAGCUCCGCGCCGAGCCGCCGAGGAGCCAUGGCGAGGGGAGGACGGAGGACAGCGACAAGUGGCGGAGCUCAAAGUCUAGGCUGCGGCGAGGGAAUGAUGGCGCGCGGGCUCGGCGGCAGCCCCAGCCAGACCCCGGCGGCACAGGCUCGCGGCCUGGUCGACCAUGCGCGGGCGCGGCGGCGCCGGUCGGCUUGGCUCCGGCGGUGCCCCGGCGCGGGCACACGGCCCUAGCGCCAGCGGCGUGGACGCGCAGCCCCCACCGGCCUUGCGCGGGCGUGGCGGCGCGGCCCCAGUCGGCCUGGCUCCGGCGGCGCAGCGAACCGGCCUGGCGGCGUGGGCACGCAGCCCCGACCAGCCUUGCGCGGCGUGGCCUAGGCCCCAGCGAGCAUCUUUAGAUUUUUUUUUCUUACUUGUUCUAUGUAUUGAUUAUUAGAUUCGUUUGUGAUUGAUUUUGUGAAUUUGGAAUCAGAAUUGAUUUGCGGAUGAUUGCGGAUUUGGAAAAGCGGAUGCUGGAUGUAGUGAGGAUGAGCAGUCGGGUCGAAUACGAUGGGUGUGGCCUUGAUUUCGGCGUGGGCAAGCCGCGCGAGGAGGACGACGGCCGCCGCCGCCGCCGCGGCGUGGACGGCGACGCCGGUGUGGCGGUGUUGUCCAUGGAUUUUGCCCGCGAGAGAGCCAACAUGUUGUCACGACGGUGUGGAUGGAUCGUUCUGCAUCUCAGCUUGCUCGCGCGGGGUCAGGAGCCGUCAUCGUGGGUCGUGGCACGUGUGUGGCGUUCGCUCGGGGAACAACGACACACCGCCGACACCACCAGCGGCAGCGGCAGCUAGGAGAGUAAUAUCAGCUGCAGCAGCUAGUAGGUAAUAACUGCAAGUCACUUACAAUUUGGCCCCACUUCACAGAUUGACACCGUUAUUUCCAAAUCCGUUAAGAAGGGCAUACAAGUAAAAAAAAGUUUGCACAAGAGCAUACAGAUGGGAGCGAACUUUUUAGAGAUCACCAACUUUUGUAAGGGUAUGUUUCCAGACGAAGUGAUCCCCAGUUUCUCUGCCUUUUUUCCCCCGGCGUUGGCGCCAACUAAACAAAACACCAGGGCGGGAAAGCGAGCGGCAAUUUGGCGCCAAGCGCGCGGCAGCGCGCGCAAAGAUCUCGGGGGCCCCAAUUUCCUAUUCCUUCUCGUUUGCGCUUGCUUGCGUCUGCAUCCGUCUUUGGUGAAGCAGAGGCGUCGCCGAGCAGCGGCGGAGAUGGAGAUCCGCGUGCGGUGCGGGUGCGGCGAUUCGUCGUGCCCGGAGUGGGCCGUCGUGGAGCUGCAGGGCGUGGUGCAGCCGCAGGCAUCCUUCUCCGGCGACAUCCGGGGGCUCCACAUCGGCCGCCUCUGCUCCGCCCCCUCCCCAUCCUCUUCCAAGGGAGGGUACACCUUCACUGUGGGGUACCAUGAACUCGCCGGGACGAAGGUGACCCUGAAGAAGCCCCUGCUGGUGCUCAGGAAGAAGAAGGUGGGUGGUGGCGCUCCGGAUCAGGAGCCACCGAUGGCGGCGGAGGUGGAGCUGGAGGUGAUUGGCGUCAUCCGACACAAGAUCCUCUUCAAGGACCGCCCCAAGGCCCUCAUCUCAACCGCCGAGCAAGGAGAAGAAGGCCGUGCAGCAAGCAGCAAAUUGACGCCAAUUCUGGGAACGGCCAGCAGCAGCUUGAUGCAGCCGUGCCGGCGAUUUCGUGGACCUUGUUCUAGUCAUGUUCAGGCGAAAUUCGAUGCCGUGUUCUGUGUGGUUGGUUGAUGCAUUGUAUGUUUCUGCAUACAGUUUAAGGAUGUACCACCCUUGUACUGUUUCUGUCACUAGGAUAUUUCCAUAUCAGCCGCAGUACUGAAUCACGGCUGGCAAAUGUAAAACAUUUCAGUGUUCGUCUUGAAGCAAAUCAAGGGAAAGCUAACAUUUAUUGUCCAUUCCA
Molecule: messenger RNA, 2032 nt
Organism: Panicum virgatum (switchgrass)
Lineage: Eukaryota; Viridiplantae; Streptophyta; Magnoliopsida; Poales; Poaceae
Exons: 3
Coding region: 1060-1860 (266 amino acids)
Biological process (GO): mitotic sister chromatid cohesion
Cellular component (GO): Ctf18 RFC-like complex
Source: RefSeq, a predicted model, not a curated record